UCAGUCAUUCAAGGCCGGCCCACUCUACCUGUUUGUUUGACGUGGACUUGUUUUCUUCAGGGAGUGGAAAAAGCAUUGAGCCUGCAGCAGGUGGAGCAUAAUAACUGCUGCGAGGCACUUCCUGGUUUCACUACCACGGUUUGUUUCAGCUUACAGGAGAAAGUCAUUGUAACAGUUAUGGGUGUGUUAACUCUUCGGCUUUUGGUAUGUGGCCAACUAAUAUUGUUUUCAUUGGUUGUGAAUAAUAUAACCGAUGCACAACAGAACAGUGAGUCACCAACAAAAGCUCCACCUCUGACUGCAACAGGAAACCAAACAAAGAACAAUGCUUCAGAUUCAUCCAGCACUUCAGCAUACAAUGGUAGUGCUUCAACUCAAAACAACUUGACAACCCAGGCGACUACUAUUGGCUUCAAUAGUACUGUGGGACCCACCCCAAGCAAUGAAACAGUCACAGGACCGGCAGUGCAGCCAAACUCAACAACAAACACUCAGACAACCCAAUCAGGCACAUCCUCAACAAUCAACAUCAAUUCAACAGCUGUCACUUCUACAGACAACAGCACUCGCAGUAACAAUGAAAGUGUUACAUCAAGCACUACACCAAUGACCAAACCAACAGCAUUUACUUCCACCUCUGUAAUUCAAAACAGCUCAACUUCUUCCAAUGAAUCUCAAACAGGUGGUGGCCUGAAUCAUUCAGAGAAAUCUCUGACCAUUUUAUUCAGCAUUCUGCUUGGUGUGAUAGUUCUGGUAAUUCUGGUGAACUUUAUGUACAAGUAUGGCAGAAGCAAAGAGAGAAGUAUCCAAUAUACUCACCGCCGUCUCCAGAAUGAAGAUACAGGUGAGCCGUUUGCAGUGUCAGAUGACACGCUGGUCAUUUCAGGAGGACUCUAUGAUGGCCCUCAGAUUUACAACCCCACCAUGACAGUGCAGAACGAUGAAGAGUACCAGACAGACAUACCUGGAUUUGCUUCCAGACCUUCUCAGAUCCGCUUAGAGUUUCUGAGAGAGGAUCAAGACAGAGCAUUUGACAACGAGACUUCCACCUUUCAGACAUUCCAUGCACAUGACCAAGAGCCUUAAGAUCUCAGAAACAAACCUCUUUUUAUUAAAAAAACAAACAAACAAAAAAACAACAACACUUUUUGAGCUGAAAAUGUUACUUUUACUUGAAGCUUCUAUGAAAAAAGGCUGUUUUUAAACUGCUAAAUAAAUCUUUUGAACUAGUGAAAUUACUGAACAUAACAGAAAAAAACACAAAUAUAAAUGUAAAUACAAAGAUUUGUAACCGCAACAACUAUACCAGGAACAAGAUUUUUGAUAAACAUUGUAAGGUACUGUAUAUUAACUGAAUAAUACUAUUAUGUAAAUUGAGUACUGAGAACUAAGAAUAAAUAAUAUAAAUAUUUCUGCUUGUUCAGUAGAAAUUGUAAUCAAUCAAAAGCAAUCAUAUGCACAUUUUUUUU
This is a messenger RNA of Ctenopharyngodon idella (grass carp), 1469 nucleotides long. Its product is annotated as sialomucin core protein 24-like. The coding region runs from base 178 to 1086 and encodes 302 amino acids. The record is from RefSeq and is a predicted model, not a curated record. NCBI's taxonomy places the organism in Eukaryota, Metazoa, Chordata, Actinopteri, Cypriniformes, Xenocyprididae. The transcript has 4 exons.